Acanthosepion pharaonis is the source of this 1152-nucleotide messenger RNA. NCBI's taxonomy places the organism in Eukaryota, Metazoa, Mollusca, Cephalopoda, Sepiida, Sepiidae. The record is from the annotation of a GenBank genome assembly.
AUGGCUCUUUCCUCCCCACGACUUCAACUUCUCUUUCUCUUCAAUAACGUCAACUCAUCACUCCACCCACCGUCAACCAUUUUCUCAACAUCUUGCCUUAUGGAGCUUUUGUUCCGACUUUUUUUCCCCCUCGCCCAUCAUUGUGUUUCUUUUUUCUUUUUUUUUUAUAAUAUCUAUCUUCCCUUCUUCUCGCCUCCAUUUUGUUUUUUUCUACAAAGCGUAAAAGAAAGAAAGUCAUCUUUGUUUUUCACCUUUCUUCAUCGCCAUCAUUUCAAUCUUUCUCUUCUCCCUUUAUCAUUUUUCUUCUCUGACACGCUCUUUCUAUCACCAUUCUUUAUAUUUUCUUCCCCUGUUUUCACCAACAUAUUUUCUUUCUUUUCUCUUUUUUGCAAUUUGAUCCUUUUUCUUCAUUUUCCUCUCUUACAUUUUUUUUCUCGACUUUAUUGUCUAAUUUCCCUUUUCCUAUUUUAUAUUCUUUCUGCUUCCUCUUCUACUUUUUGCUUUUCUUUUCUGUCGUCUUCUACAUGUCUUUAUUAUCUUCUUACUCACUUCUUCUUCUUCUUCUUCUUCUUCUUCUUUAAUCUUAUAUUUCUUUUUCUUCUUUUUCUUCCUCUUUUUCUUCUUCUUGUUCACUUUUUCUUCUUUUUGUUUUUCUUCUUCGUGUAUUUCUUUUUUUUCUUCUAUUUCUUCUUUUUUUCUUUUUCUUCUUCUUUUUCUUCUUCUUUUUCUUUUCUUCUUUCUCUUUUUCUUCUUUUUCUAUUUUCUUCUUUUUAUUUUUCUUCUUCUAUUUCUUCUUUUCUUCUUCUUCUUUUUUCUUCUUGUAUUUUUCUUUUCUUCUUCCUCUUUUUAUUUUUCUCGUUCGCUUUUUUCUUCUUUUUGUUUUUCUUCUUCGUGUAUUUCUUUUUUUCUUCUGUUUCUUCUUUUUCUUCUGUUUCUUCUUUUUCUUCUUUCUUCUUUUUUCUUUUCUUCUUUCUCUUUUUCUUCUUUUUUCUUCUUUUUUCUUCCUCUUUUUCUUUUUCUCGUUCGCUUUUUCUUCUUUUUGUUUUUCUUCUUGUAUUCCUUCUUUUUCUUCUUCUAUUUCUUCUAUUUCUUCUUUUCUUCUUCUUCCUUUUCUUCUCCUUCUUCUUCUUCUUCUUCAGUAAAAGCUUCUAA